Messenger RNA from Microstroma glucosiphilum, 396 nucleotides. RefSeq lists its product as hypothetical. The record is from RefSeq and is a predicted model, not a curated record. Bases 1 to 396 code for a protein of 131 amino acids. The transcript has 3 exons. NCBI's taxonomy places the organism in Eukaryota, Fungi, Basidiomycota, Exobasidiomycetes, Microstromatales, Microstromataceae.
AUGCGCAAUGGCUCCCCAAUGUUCACCCUCCUCUCAGGCUAUAUCGGAUCCAUCAUCUUCGGCACCAUCAUGGUCUUUGUGGCCUUCGACGAGAGAUCUUCAAAGGUCAUGUACCUCAUUCAUGCGCCCCUUUGGCUGAUAGUGUUCUGGUUUGCCGAGGGCUUUUUGGUGAAGCUACAAGUCUUUGCGACCGUGAGCGGGAGCAUCGUACUUUGGUUCGUCUUCCAAUGUCGCUUGUUGCGCUUCUACAUCCUCUUUCUUGGUCUAAUGUCGAUCCUCUAUGUAGUCUGGGAUACUCUCGAUGACAUUCUGUAUCGUAAACAGAAUGAGUCCGACUCGGGCCUCCUGAGCAGACUUGUGCCAGGGUCUAGACCAAUCAGUGAGCAAAGGAGAUAG